AUGAGGGUCCCGAUUCUUCACCUCCCCACUGCCUCUGGCUCCUUGUCCCUGGUGAAGCUACUGCUGCCGCUACUGAUGAUGCAACUCUGGGCGACUGGUUCGCAGAGUUCUCUCAUUUUCCCACGGCUCACGACUCAGCUGCGCCCCCGAGGGGUCAAUCCUGUGAAGUGCUGCACUAACCCGAAGCCCAGACUGCUCCGGGCCAGUACUGAUCCCCUUGUCCUGUUUCUCUAUCCAGCGGCGCAGGCUCUGCUGCUCCCGGGAAACACCACGCGCGAGGACCUCGAGGCCUUCGGCACUCUGUGCCCGAGUGUCUUUCAACCCUGGCAGGUCUCCCUCUUCCAUAACCUCCAGUUCCAAUGUGCGGGUGUCCUCGUGGACCAGAACUGGGUGCUCACGGCCGCACAUUGCUGGAGAAAUAAACCACUGAGGGCUCGAGUUGGAGAUGACCACCUGCUGCUUUUCCAGAGCGAGCAACUGAGGUCCACGAAUUCCCCUGUUUUCCACCCCAAGUACCAGCCUUGCUCAGGCCCCGUUCUGCCACUCCGCUCAGAUGAACACGACCUCAUGAUGCUAAAACUGAGCAGUCCUGUGGUGCUGACGUCCAAAGUGCAUCCCGUGCAAUUGCCCUUCCAGUGUGCUCAGCCAAGGCAGGAGUGCCAGGUCUCAGGCUGGGGGACCACAGCCAACCGAAGAGUGAAAUACAACAGGCGCCUGAGCUGCUCCAGGGUAACUCUCCUCAGUCAGAAGCAGUGUGAGACCUUCUACCCGGGUGUGAUCACCAACAACAUGAUUUGUGCUGGGAUGGACAGAGACCAAGAUUCUUGCCAGAGUGACUCCGGUGGACCCCUGGUGUGUGACAACACCCUGCAUGGCAUCCUCUCAUGGAACAUUUAUCCAUGUGGUGCUGCUACCCAGUACCCGGCUGUCUACGCUAAGAUCUGCAACUACACCAACUGGAUUCGAAGAGUCAUCCGUUCCAAAUGACCUGCCUCU
Rattus rattus (black rat) is the source of this 996-nucleotide messenger RNA. RefSeq names its product kallikrein related peptidase 10 (gene Klk10). Gene Ontology annotation, molecular function: serine-type endopeptidase activity. The coding region runs from base 1 to 987 and encodes 328 amino acids. Gene Ontology annotation, biological process: proteolysis. NCBI's taxonomy places the organism in Eukaryota, Metazoa, Chordata, Mammalia, Rodentia, Muridae. The record is from RefSeq and is a predicted model, not a curated record. The transcript has 5 exons.